CCAAGUUCGUUAGUCACAAAUUAGAUCCCAAGCGGUUCGCAAAUAAUUAACUUGGUAUUUCUCUAACUAAGUGUUUCAAAAGCAAAAUGAACUUAAAAUCAGUGUUGGCCACGUGUUGUGUAUUGGUGGUGCGGUUCAAAUUCAUUUCUGCCGAACCUUUCGUCUGUCCAGCAGAUGGAAGUUUUUCUGACCCGGAAUCUGUUGACUGUAAAAAUUAUUAUAAGUGCCAAUCAAUCAACGGAAUUUUAGAAGCCAAAGAGGCAAGAUGCCCUGGAGCCACCGUAUUUGACCCUUCACUAGUGAAAUGUGUAGGAGCGGCGUCUUACACAUGCCCUGGACCGGUUACAACAACUACCGAAGCACCAACUACCGAAACAACUUCAACGGAAAGUCCAAGUGGAUUUAUUUGUCCAGGAGAGGGACGGUUUGAAAACCAAGAGUCAGUAGACUGUAGAUCGUAUUAUAAUUGCGUGCUAAACUCAGAUGGUGAUGUUAUAGCCACACUUUACUUCUGCCCGGGCAACACUGUGUACAAUUUGCUGCUAAAUAAAUGUGUAGCACCCUCCACGUACACGUGCACAAUCGAAGUAACAACAUCUACCGAAACUACUCCGGAACCUACCACAACAACGGUUGUACCAUCCACCGAACAACCAACAACUUCGCAACCCAUCUCAUCAACAGCCGAAUCCGGUGUUUUCACAUGCGUCACAUCUGGCCGUUUCCCCAACCCGGAACAAUCGGAUUGCCAAACGUACAAGUACUGCCUACAGACGGCGGCCACCACGAUCCAGGAAUAUACCUUUCGCUGCCCUGCCGGAUCAAACUUCAGCCCAACCGAGUCCCGUUGCACAGUUGGUUAUAUCUGUCCAAAGGCCGUGACCACCACAACCACCGAGGUCCCCACAACUACGGCGGCGGAUGCGGCAUUCGUGUGUAAUGUUGAGGGCCGCUUUCCGGAUCCAGAGUCGUGCAACCAGUACAUAUUCUGCACGAGAGCCGCCGACGGAAGCCUCGUGCAGCACGCGUUCAGAUGUCCUCCCAACUCGUGGUUCAAGCCAAAUGAAAGCAGAUGUUCGGCCAGUUAUGUUUGCGUUUAAUACGAUCAUGGAAUGAAUUUGAAUUUACUUCUCGCAAUAUCCAAUUAUCGAAUACUUGUUUAUAAGCCAUCAAAGUAUUAAAAUAAAAA
Messenger RNA from Culex quinquefasciatus (southern house mosquito), 1189 nucleotides. RefSeq names its product mucin-5AC. Gene Ontology annotation, cellular component: extracellular region. The coding region runs from base 87 to 1100 and encodes 337 amino acids. The transcript has a single exon. NCBI's taxonomy places the organism in Eukaryota, Metazoa, Arthropoda, Insecta, Diptera, Culicidae. Gene Ontology annotation, molecular function: chitin binding. The record is from RefSeq and is a predicted model, not a curated record.